Xiphias gladius (swordfish) is the source of this 1537-nucleotide messenger RNA. RefSeq names its product zona pellucida sperm-binding protein 4-like. NCBI's taxonomy places the organism in Eukaryota, Metazoa, Chordata, Actinopteri, Istiophoriformes, Xiphiidae. Gene Ontology annotation, cellular component: egg coat. Gene Ontology annotation, biological process: binding of sperm to zona pellucida; prevention of polyspermy. The record is from RefSeq and is a predicted model, not a curated record. Gene Ontology annotation, molecular function: structural constituent of egg coat; acrosin binding.
AAGGCUCAGGACUUAACGUGGCAGAAGCCUGCACUACCGAUGUCAAAGGGUGCUCCACCUGCUCAGGCACCAAAGGUUCCUCCGCGUCCUCAACUGCCACAUGUUCUUCCGCCUCCUCUACCACCGCCAAAGUUUCCUCAACAUCCUCAAGCUCCAAAAGUCUCUCAACAUCCCUCCCUACCAAACUUACCUCAACAUCCUCAAGCGCCAAAGCUCCAACCAGCACCACCGCCAGUCUUUCCUCAACAUCCUCAAGCGCCAAAGCUCCGACCAGCACCACCGCCAAUGUUUCCUCAAUAUCCUAAACCUUUCCACGAUCAGUCUCCCCAGGAACCACGAGUCCCUACAGUGCCACAGAAAAUUUCCACUCACAAGGCAAGUGCACCACUGCAAACUCCUGUCCAGAGUUGUGAAGACACAAAACGUGAGAAUCCCAUGUGGAGGUCCUGAUAUAUCUGCUGCGGGAUGUGAAGCCAUAAAGUGCUGCUUUGAUGGCAGACAAUGCUACUUUGGAAAGGCAGUGACCGUUCAGUGCACCAAGGAUGCCCAGUUUAUUGUGGUAGUGGCCAAAGAUGCUACUCUUCCAAACAUUGACCUUGAGUCAAUCUCACUGUUGGAGGGGGGUCAAGGCUGUACACAUGUUGACUCUAAUUCAGACUUUGCCAUCUACCACUUUCCUGUUACUGCCUGUGGCUCCUUUGUUAUGGAAGAGCCUGGUGUUAUAAUCUAUGAGAACAGGAUGUCAUCCUCAUAUGAGGUAGGACUUGGGCCCCUCGGAGCUAUCACCAGGGACAGCUUCUACGAAUUGCAAUUCCGGUGUAGGUACAUUGGCACUUCUGUUGAAACUGUGGUUGCAGAAGUGUUACGCUUACAAGAUCCUCCUCUAUCAGUUGCUGCUCUGGGACCCAUCAGAGUACACCUGAGACUGGCUAAUGGGCAAUGUUAUACAAAGGGUUGUAAUGAAGAGGAUGUGGCCUAUAGCUCUUUCUAUACGGAGGCAGACUACCCUGUGAUCAAAGUACUGAGGGACCCCGUGUACGUGGAGGUUCAACUCAUUGAAAAGACAGAUCCAAACCUUGUGCUGACUCUAGGUCGCUGUUGGACCACCACAAGUCCCAAUCCUCACAGUCUGCCCCAGUGGGACAUUCUGACAGAUGGGUGUCCAUGGAUGAAUGAUCGCUACUUGUCCUCACUGGUUCCAGUCGGUCCCUCCUCUGGUCUGGAUUUCCCAAGUCAUUACAGGCGUUUCAUUUUCAAAAUGUUUACCUUUGUGGACGCCAACUCACUAGUGCCCCUGAAGGAGCAGGUGUACAUUCACUGUAGUACAGCUGUGUGCACUGCUGCACUGGGCCACUCCUGUGAGCCAUCAUGCUUCAGAAGAAAGAGAGAUGUGGAGACUGCAGACCAGAGCAAGGCUGGGCCAAAGGUUGUGGUUUCUGUUGGACCUGUGAUCAUGACCGACCCCAAGGAGCAACCAGCACAGAAUGUCUAGCUCAACAAUUUGCCUGAGAACAUUUAGUAAAACAUCUGUAGCAUU